UCACAACGAUCAAAGACAACAUGGGAGACACCGUGAACGUGUAAAUUAAGAAGAAAAAACAAGGUACAGCCCUACAGAAAGCAGGACAAAACUUCUCGUUAAACGAGAGCCAAAAGAUACCCGUGUGCUCGUGUGAUCAAGUACAAGCCCUGUCCUUACAACCGACAUAAAUGGAACUGUCCCCAGACUUCAGCGAUCAGCUCACGAGGGUAAAAUCGGAACCUCACGAUGCCGCGUGCCUGCCGGAACAGGUCCAGGUCUGGCAAGAUAAUUGCAGCGAGUCUGCGUUAGGAGAUUAUUGCCAUGAGAUGACAGCUGGGGUGUGCCACAUCAACGAAAUACUCCCGGAUGACUCCUCAAGUGAGCGUCCAAUCAUAGAAGUGAAGACGGAGCCUUACAACACUCCCAUUUUGCCGGGACGGGACCAGACGGGUCACGAUGCAACGUCAGAAGACACAACAGCAAGCACUGGUAUGCCUCAUAUUGAGGAUGAGUCCAAAGACAUUUGCCAUCCAGUGUCUUCAGGUUGCAACUCUUCCAAUAUACAGUUCGACAUCAACACAACAGCUGUUCAGCCUCUGUUCGACAACACUGUCCCAGACUCCAUGAACGGUCAACACCCAGAUUCCAAGCUCAGAGACGAUUCACCACCUAAGAGAAAGGCGUCAUCUCAUAUCUCUGACCACAAGGAAGAUGGGAUGCAGAAGUGCAAUAUCUGUUUCACUAAAUGCGUUGAGGUUGACCUCAAAACUCAGGAUACGAAGACAUUUGCCUGCGGCGCGUGUUCUGCACCAAUCCAUCAUGUGUCAGCCCAGCGACUGUACGCGAAGCGUCGCAUGGUUGAAUCGUCAUUCAAGUGUGCGGUAUGCCCAAUUGAAUGUGUGUCGCAGGGCAGCCUGAAUUGCUGCACGCUCGUACAUGAUUCCAACGAAUCGGAACAGCCCAUUCCAUCAAAGGACAACAAUGGAGACAUGAGCCGUGUGUGCGACCUCAGUUCAGCCGAAUUCAUCCAGUCGGAGAGUGGCAAAAGCCAAAGGCAGGAGCACACUGACGAGAUGUUGUACAAGUGCCAUCUAUGUCCUGCAGAGUUCAGCCAGAACGCAAAACUACGGCUUCACAAAAAGACACACAGAGGUAAGAAGCCGCACAAGUGCAUUAUCUGCCCCGCUGAGUUCGCUCACCUGUACCUCCUGAAGGAUCAUGUACGGACUCAUACCAGCGAGAAGCCAUACAAGUGCGUCCUCUGCCCCGCAGCGUUCAGCAGCAAAACACACCUGUGGCGUCACAAAUGGACACACACGGGAGAGAAGCCACACAAGUGCAAUCUCUGUCCUGCAGAGUUCAGCCACCCGUAUCUCCUGAGGGACCACGUACGCACUCAUACGGGUGAGAAGCCGUACGAGUGCAUUCUCUGCCAUGCGGCGUUCAGCUGCAGGACACACCUGCGGUACCACAAACGAACGCACUUGGGAGAGAGGCCACACAAGUGCGAUGUGUGUCCUGCGGAGUUCAUUCGCAGGGCGGACCUGCGGCGUCACGAGCGAAUACACACGGGCGAGAAGCCGUACAAGUGCGGCGUCUGUCCUGCGGAGUUCAGCCAGAGCGUAGACCUGCUGUGUCACCAGCGAAUGCACACAGGCGAGAAGCCGUACAAGUGUCACCUAUGUCCUGCAGAGUUCAGCCGGAGGAGAGACCUAUUGUGUCACGUGCAAAUACAUACGGGUGAGAACCCGUACAGGUGUGACCUCUGUCCUGCACAGUACAGAGACAAUGCAAGCCUGUGGCGUCACAAACACACACACACGGACGACAAGCCACAAAAGUGCAAUAUCUGUUCCGCAGAAUUCCCGAGCAAUCUGGAACUGCGGAACCACAAGCAGACGCACACGGGAGAGAAGCCACAUAAAUGUGAUCUCUGUCCUGCAGAGUUCAACCGCGGCACAAACCUGCGACGUCACAAGCGAACACACACGGGCGAGAAGCCGUACAAGUGUGACCUCUGUCCUGCAGAGUACAAGGACAGCACGAACCUGCGGCGUCACAAGCAAAUGCACACGGGCGAGAAGCCGUACAAGUGUGACCUCUGUCCAGCGGAGUACAAGGACAGCACAAACCUGCAGCGUCACAAACGAACACACGUGGAUGCAAAGCUGUACAAAUGUGGUAUCUGUGCUGCAGAAUAUGCCGACAGCGGGGGCCUGCGACAUCACAUGUCGACGCACCUGCAAGAAGGCAUGGAUGUGUUGCCUCUGUUGUGUGGGGUGCAGACACGGAAUGGAUCUGAGAGUUUGCAAAUGUGAGAGAUGGCAAUGAGGUCUUGGGCCUGUCACUUGUACUCUACCUGUAGACCUGAAGAAGCCUUCUGUGAUGCAUCUGAGGAGAUGCUGUACAAUAUAAAUAGUGGAAGCUGAAUGAACAAUUAAGACAUGCGUACUGCUCACUGACUUCUUGUCAGCUGCCAUCCUUCAAAUGCUGUGCAGCUGCAAUGUGUAGCCCGCAGCAUUUCAGUGUUCAUUUGGACAGAGUUCAGUGUCGGACACUUAAACAAAUAUAGACUGAGCUUGAAAGGUUGAAAGUCUGUACUGGUUGAUGAUGGACCUAAAAUCUGAAUAAGCCUCCAGUGCAGAGAAAAUGAGCACAAACAGGAUGCCUCCACACAGCCUUCAAACUGCCAAAGUUUUAUUUCUAUGAACAUCCCUUCCUCCCUCUUUUUCCAAGUGGGCACUUAUCUUCCAGUUAUUGUAUUCCUCUUUUUGUCCCAUGAGCUGAUAAGAUAACUACACCUAAAUAAGUAAAUAGGAAGAAAAGAAAUGGAGGAGUGUUCUGCCAGUUAGGUAACAGGAAAGGAAUAACAAAAUGAAGGCGGCAAGAUAAGCCUCCAUUAACAAGAGGACAGAAGGGGAAGAUGUAAAGUCGCAUUGUUUGUGGAUAUAAGCCUUUGUUGGCACUUGAAGUGGGCUUCAGCCUUCCUUUGUUAGUCUUUUAAUCUAAUAGCAUUAUGGUGGCGUGUCCCAGGGUUAUGUGUGAGCGGAAGC
Messenger RNA from Ornithodoros turicata, 3035 nucleotides. RefSeq names its product zinc finger protein 501-like. The transcript has 4 exons. The coding region runs from base 171 to 2300 and encodes 709 amino acids. Gene Ontology annotation, cellular component: nucleus. Lineage: Eukaryota; Metazoa; Arthropoda; Arachnida; Ixodida; Argasidae. The record is from RefSeq and is a predicted model, not a curated record. Gene Ontology annotation, biological process: regulation of transcription by RNA polymerase II. Gene Ontology annotation, molecular function: DNA-binding transcription factor activity, RNA polymerase II-specific; RNA polymerase II transcription regulatory region sequence-specific DNA binding.